This is a messenger RNA of Ipomoea nil (Japanese morning glory), 645 nucleotides long. Its product is annotated as small nuclear ribonucleoprotein Sm D1-like. Gene Ontology annotation, biological process: RNA processing; spliceosomal snRNP assembly. Gene Ontology annotation, cellular component: U2 snRNP; precatalytic spliceosome; pICln-Sm protein complex. Lineage: Eukaryota; Viridiplantae; Streptophyta; Magnoliopsida; Solanales; Convolvulaceae. Bases 102 to 446 code for a protein of 114 amino acids. The transcript has 4 exons. The record is from RefSeq and is a predicted model, not a curated record. Gene Ontology annotation, molecular function: RNA binding.
GUUGCUCCGCCUGAAGAUUGAAAUUGCCCUAAGCGCCUAAAACCCUUCGCUCCAGCAAAGGCUCUGUAAGACCUAACGAUUUUGUUCACUCUCUCUCAACGAUGAAGCUCGUCAGGUUUUUGAUGAAAUUGAACAAUGAGACUGUCUCCAUCGAGCUCAAAAACGGCACUGUCGUUCAUGGAACUAUCACUGGUGUUGAUGUCAGCAUGAACACACACUUGAAGACUGUAAAGCUUACACCAAAAGGGAAGAAUCCCGUGACAAUGGAUCACCUGAGUGUGAGGGGUAACAACAUUCGUUAUUACAUACUGCCGGACAGUUUAAAUCUCGAGACUUUGCUGGUGGAAGAAACACCUAGGGUGAAGCCAAAAAAGCCCACUGCUGGACGGGCAAUGGGGAGGGGCCGAGGACGAGGGCGCGGGCGUGGACGUGGGCGAGGUCGCUAGAUGGCUUCCACUGCUAUCUCAGUGUUUUGUGUCAUCUGUUCAUGUACACAUAUAUGUACCAAUGCAGAGUUUAUUUCAAUCUAUUUUACUAACCAUGAUUGGAAUUAUCCAAUUAAUCCAAUUGUUCUUACAUUCUAAGGACUCCUGCCGAAUUAUGUUAUGUUUGAGCCUUGUCGGAACAGUUUUAUUUCCUUUUUUU